This is a messenger RNA of Eurypyga helias (sunbittern), 537 nucleotides long. RefSeq names its product SH3 domain binding kinase 1 (gene SBK1). Gene Ontology annotation, molecular function: protein serine/threonine kinase activity; ATP binding. The transcript is spliced from 3 exons. The annotation marks the transcript as partial. Gene Ontology annotation, biological process: peptidyl-serine phosphorylation; peptidyl-threonine phosphorylation. Lineage: Eukaryota; Metazoa; Chordata; Aves; Eurypygiformes; Eurypygidae. The record is from RefSeq and is a predicted model, not a curated record.
AUGAGCGCGGGUUCGAUUGAGCAAGAGCCGUCGCGCAAGCUGGCCUGCUGCGGGGUGCCCCUCAUCACCGAGGACAUGCAGUCCCUGGCCAUCCGCACCCUCUCGGGCACUGACAUCAGCAAGCACUACGACCUCAUCCGCGAGCUCGGCAAGGGCACCUACGGCAAGGUGGACCUGGUGUCCCACAAAAGCACAGGCACCAAGAUGGCCCUGAAGUUCGUCAACAAGAACAAGACGAAGCUGAAGAACUUCCUGCGGGAGUUCAGCAUCACCAACACGCUCUCCUCCAGCCCCUUCAUCAUCAAGGUCUUCGACGUGGUCUUCGAGACCGAGGACUGCUACGUCUUUGCUCAGGAGUAUGCCCCCGGCGGGGACCUCUUCGACAUCAUCCCGCCGCAGGUGGGGCUCCCCGAGGAGCUGGUGAAGCGCUGCGUGCAGCAGCUGGGCCUGGCCCUCGACUACAUGCACGGCAAGAGCCUGGUGCACCGGGACAUCAAACCGGAGAACGUCCUGCUCUUCGACCGCGACUGCCGCCGC